Messenger RNA from Sordaria macrospora k-hell, 2289 nucleotides. The record is from RefSeq and is a predicted model, not a curated record. NCBI's taxonomy places the organism in Eukaryota, Fungi, Ascomycota, Sordariomycetes, Sordariales, Sordariaceae.
AUGUCGUCAUUACGUAUUCUCCUCAUUGGCAGCGGCGGCCGCGAGCACGCCCUGGCCUGGAAGCUCAGCCAGUCGCCCAGCGUUGAGUCAAUCAUUGCGGUCCCCGGCAACGGUGGUACUGCCGGCCUCCCCAAGGUCACCAACAACAACACCGUCUCCGAGAACGACUUUGCUGCCCUCGUCAGCUUCGCCAAGCAGGAGCGCAUCAACCUCGUCGUCCCUGGCCCCGAGCAGCCGCUUGUCGAUGGCGUCGAGAACGUCUUCCGCGAGGUCGGUAUCCCCGUCUUCGGCCCUUCCAAGGAUGCCGCGCGCAUGGAGGGCAGCAAGACCUUCUCCAAGGAUUUCAUGAAGAAGCACAACAUUCCCACCGCCGCCUACGAGAACUUCUCCGACUACGAAAAGGCCAGCGAGUACAUCAAGAAGGUGGGCCACAAUGUCGUCAUCAAGGCCACUGGUUUGGCUGCUGGCAAGGGUGUCAUCAUCCCUGAGUCGCAGGAGGAAGCCCAGCAGGCUCUCAAGGACAUCAUGCUGGAUAAGCAGUUCGGCAAUGCCGGCGACGAGGUCGUUAUCGAGGAGUUCCUGACGGGUGAUGAGCUCAGCAUCCUCUCCUUCUGCGACGGUACUACCAUCAAGUCUCUGCCUGCCGCCCAGGAUCACAAGCGCAUUGGCGAGGGUGAUACUGGCUUGAACACGGGCGGUAUGGGAUGCUAUGCGCCCACCAAGAUUGCCACCCCUGCUCUGCUUGCUCAGGUCGAGCGCGAGAUCCUCCAGCCGACCGUCCUCGAGUACAACGUCCGCUUCGGCGACCCCGAGACCCAGACCGUCCUUCCUCUGCUCAAGUCCGACCUCGCCGAGAUCAUGGUCGCCUGCUCAGGUCCUAUUCCCCUCCUGAAGUACGUGCCUGUGGAGAUCGAACAAAAGUUCAGCGCCACCGUCGUCGUUGCUGCUCCCGGAUACCCCAACUCUUAUCCCAAGAACAUUCCCAUGCAGGUUUCUACACCUCCUGCUGGUACCAACAUUUUCCACGCGGGAACCAAGCUUUCUGGCGAUGCCCUCGUCUCUGCCGGUGGCCGUGUUAUUGCUGCUGAGGCCGUUGGCGAGACUCUGCGCGCCGCUGUCGACAAGGCUUACGAGGGCGUUAAGCUCAUCAACUUCGACGGAAUGUACUAUCGCAAGGAUAUUGCUCACCGUGCUUUCCGUGAUGAAAAGUCCUCGGCUGACAAGCUUACCUAUGCCCAAUCUGGUGUCAGCAUUGACGCUGGUAACGAGCUUGUUGACCGCAUCAAGGCUGCUGUCGCUACUACUCGCCGCCCCGGCGCUGAUGCCAUCAUCGGUGGAUUUGGUGGUGAGGUUGACCUUUCUCAAGCCGGACACCCUUCGGCUCCCAUCAUUGUUGGCGCCAUCGAUGGUGUUGGCACCAAGCUCAUUAUCGCCCAGAAGAUGAACAAGCACGACACUGUCGGUAUCGAUCUGGUUGCCAUGAACGUCAACGACUUGGUUGUUCAGGGCGCUGAGCCUUUCAUGUUCCUCGACUACUACGGCUGCAGCAGGCUCGACGUCUCGGUUGCCGCCGCUUUCGUCGAAGGUGUCGCUCAGGGAUGCAAGGAUGCCGGCUGCGCCCUGGUUGGUGGAGAGACCGCUGAGAUGCCCGACCUUUACACUGGCGAUGACUACGAUGCUGCUGGUGCUGCCAUUGGUGUCAUGAAGGCCGCCCAGCGUCUUCCCAGGAAGGAUGCCAUGGCUGAAGGCGACGUGCUCGUUGCCCUUGCUUCUUCCGGUGUCCACUCCAACGGCUUCUCUCUUGUCCGCAAGGUUGUCGACAAGUGCGGCCUGUCCUACACUGACAAGGCCCCCUGGGACAGCUCUGCCUCCGUUGGUGAGAGCCUUCUCACCCCUACCCGCAUCUACGUCAAGCCUCUACUUAAGGUCCUCGCUCAAACUGGUGAGGCGGUCAAGGGUAUGGCGCACAUCACCGGUGGUGGUCUGACUGAGAACGUCCCUCGCAUGCUCCCCAAGCACCUCGCCGCCGAGAUCGAUGUUGCUACCUGGGAGCACCCUCCUGUGUUCAAGUGGCUCAGAGAGUCCGUUAUCCCUACCGAGAUGGCGAGAACGUUCAACAACGGUAUCGGCAUGGUUCUGGCUGUCGCUCCCGAGACUGCGGAUGCCGUGGUUAAGGGAUUGGAGGCUGAGGGUGAGAAGGUUUACACUAUUGGCAAGCUCGUCAACAGGGAAGGUGGCGAGAAGGGCGAGUGGUGUGUUCUGAAGAACUUGGAGAGCUGGGCUGCUUAA